This is a messenger RNA of Kuraishia capsulata CBS 1993, 1440 nucleotides long. RefSeq lists its product as uncharacterized. Gene Ontology annotation, molecular function: protein binding. Lineage: Eukaryota; Fungi; Ascomycota; Pichiomycetes; Pichiales; Pichiaceae. The record is from RefSeq and is a predicted model, not a curated record. The coding region runs from base 1 to 1440 and encodes 479 amino acids. The transcript has a single exon.
AUGCUUCAAUCGGUAUCACGUUCAGGCCUGAUUGAAGAUCUUGGAUUUGACACACCCAGUGUGAUAGGCACCUUGAGGGGCCACAAUGCUACGAUUACAUGUCUUACUCCGGUGUACAUGCCCUCGCACAUUUCAUAUGGUACUGGUGACGAUACCCAUAGACUGUUGACUACCACUUUGAUUUCUGCAGAUUCACAAGGAUGGCUCAUAUGGUGGGAUCUGUCGACGCGAAGACCAUUGGGUGUUUGGAGAGGCCAUAAAGAAAAGGUGACCACCUUGAUUCAACUUGGACUGGAAUGGGUAUCCGAUGCAGAGUCCACCACCGCUUCACCAAAGUUAGGAAACAUGUAUGGGAAAGUACUUAGUCAUGGAAAAGAUGGCGAGAUGAAGAUUUGGAGUCUCUUCGAUUUGGAGAACGAGGUUGUGAAAUUUACUGGUCGUUUGCAGAGAAGGCUACCACUCAUGACGGACGACAAUCAAGAACAAAUUGACAAAUUAUGGCCAACUCCACCUGUAUUUUACGAGCUACCAGUCAACACUUUGAAUUUCAGCAACGUGGCAAUAUUGGGAAAUACGUUGAUAACGCCAGCAUCUAUGGACUCCAACUCGUUCGACAUCUAUACGAUCCCUUUACUCGAUAGUGACAAGCUUCAGAGGCCGUACAGCAGUAUCGAGCCUCUGGAGCUUCUGAGAUAUCAGAACCGGGAAUUACCAAGAGAAACGGCUAUUCCCGAUUCUGAAAAAGGAAGAGACUUUGGGAUCAUCAUGAGGAUAGAAUGGAUCGAUGAAACAUGUUUUGCAGUAGGCUAUGAGAGUGGCCAUGUGAUAACCUAUGGAAUAGUGAAUGGCAAACUCACAAUGGAGACACUCGAUUGUUCUCACUACCCUAGUCCCAUAAUAGCAUUGGUAUACGAUUCUGGCAGAGGCGUACUUCUUUCCUCCUCUUCCAACGACUUCAUCAGCAUCCAGACAAUCCAGAGAUCACGCGUGGUUAUAGACGUUACGAAGACAUCUAAGAAGUUCAAAACCCACCAUAAAGGUAUCGGUCAUCUCACAAUAAGACUGGAUGGAAUAGUCGGACUAAUUACGUGGGACGGGUUCAUGAGAUGUUAUGAGUACGACGAUAAUGGUGAAGAACCUCUCAAAUUUGUGUUCAAGGUGAAGAAGCAAGCUCCCUCAGUUAAUUUAAAUGCCCUGAAUAGAUCACAGGACGACAAGACCGAGCAAGAAGACAUCGGAUCGUCCAAGACUCGUGCCAUGUGUCUUGAGUUUUCCCAAGCUCAAAAGAGCUAUGAUGAUUUGAAACAACAGGGGCUGUUGAAGUGGGACAACGGAAUGAGCAAGAUGCUGGUGAGACCCAGAGAACAAAGCAAUCUGUCGCGAAAGUGGUUAUUCACAGGUUAUUCUGACGGCAGGAUCACCACCCAGGACCUUCAAUAG